Molecule: messenger RNA, 2403 nt
Organism: Ruditapes philippinarum (Manila clam)
Lineage: Eukaryota; Metazoa; Mollusca; Bivalvia; Venerida; Veneridae
Exons: 7
Coding region: 111-935 (274 amino acids)
Molecular function (GO): protein binding
Source: RefSeq, a predicted model, not a curated record
UGUAGAAUCAAUAAAAGUGUUUGCGUGAGUCUGAAUUGGGUCCAACAUGUUUAAUAGGAAGUGAAGGAUCAAGACGUUUACUAGAGAGGAUUACAGGAAUAUCAUCCUAAAUGAGAGAUCCAGAGAAGGCGGACGAAGGCGUCAAAAAUGGUGUCGUCUGUAUCGGUCCGAAAGAAGUAAAAGAAGAGGAAGAAAUUGAAGAUGACAAUAUCGUCUGUGAAUCAACACCGAUUGAGACGACACAGACAGAAAUAGAAAUGGUGUCAACACAAGCUUAUGCAGCUGUUAGGUUUGAAGAAGUGCUCAUUGAAGUUAUAAACUCAUCAACACUUAACGUAGACUGGUGUCCACUUCUGAACUGUGAUAACCUGUAUGGAUAUAAAAUACGUUAUUCAAUAAAAGACAACACUUCAUAUAAUGAGGUUUUUGUAACUCCGGGAAUAUCUAACUUCACAAUAACUGGUUUAAAACCAGCAACGGAAUAUGUUGUUUGUGUAAAUGCAAUUGACGAUAAGGAGUCGGUGAUUCAACAAUGUGGACUUGCAACUCAGAAAACUGACGAAUUUGAGGGAAAGUUAUAUCGUUCCACACCUUACAUUACAGUUGUAGUUGCUGCUAUUUUACUCACGACCGCAAUUGUGGUACCGUUAACUAUCCUCAUAACUGCAUAUGAAAGAAGCAAUCACUUUGGUGCCCCAAAUUGUACAGUGAUUGCAGGUGGUAUGCUCUUACUUCUGGCUUUAGUUGUACCAGUUACUUUCCUUUUUCUGAGAAAAUGUGGGCCUUGUUCAACUGACAACAAAAUAACUAUCAUUAAGCAGGAUGUAGAAGAAGACACUGUGACACUGAACUAUGACAAAGAAUACAAAGAAAGUGAUCAAAUAAGCAGAAAUAUGACAAAAUCAAGAUCUCUUCACAACGUCGUACAUCAUUAAAUGCUUUUUUUCCCUCCUGACCUUCUUGGAUUGAAUAAAGAUUUUCCUAUAUGGAUAUGUAUGCCAUAAACGAUUGCUGUAAUUUAGACAAUUUUGAACUCAUGAUUUUCCGGGGGUAAACAGUUAAAGGAUGUAAAAAACAAAGGAAAACAACUUCCCGUGUAAGUCUAAGUUAGCAUUUAACCUGUCACAUAUUUUCUUUUCAAAAGAUAGAUUAUUCUUGUACAAUGCUUUAUUUAGCAGCAAAUAUUAACAAUUCAAAAUAAAGAAAAACAAAUUGACUAGAAAAACGUAAAGCUUUACUGGAUUCCUGUGUAAUGUACAAAUUAGAGACAUACUAUAAGAUUGACGGAAUCAGUUUAAGAUAAUACUACUGUUUACAUGUGUGUGUGUGUGUGUGUGUGUGUGUGUGUGUGUGUGUGUGUGCGUGCGUGCGUGCGUGCGUGCGUGCGUGUGUGUGUGUGUGUGUGUGUGUGUGUUUAUGCUUUUUAAAGACAUGUAUUUGAACCAUUUGUAAUUAUAGCGUUUGAUUCUGACCUUGUGUCUUUAUGGAAAUAAUGUAUAUUACACGUAUUAAAGUAACAUUUGAUAUGACACAUUGGAUAUAUAAUUGCAGACACCAAGGUCAUAUUUCAUAUCAAUUUGUACAGGUUCACCAUGUAAUGCUUUACAUGACAAAUAUGCUUUAAAUCCGUUUUGUAGAUGUAACAUAGUAGUUUCAUACAGUAUGACUUUUAUGUUUUUCCUUAUAUAAGGUUAUAUAUUAACCAAGUGUGACCUAACGGGGCGAAGUCAAUAAUUACCCAAAGAACACGAUUAAUAUAAGCUUUGCAAAGGUACAAAAGGCAAUGUCACAUGCCAAUUAUCAAAGCUCUUGAUUCAUUGUUGUUUUACAAAAUAAGACUUCCGGUCGGCCAAAGGGGCCAGAUUGAAACGAGGCAAGUAUUGACCCUAGGGACAAUUUUGGACGGGGAAUUUAUUGACCCAAGGAGCCAGAUUUAGACGAGGCAAUUAUUGACCCAAGGAGCCAGAUUUAGACGGGGCAAUUAUUAACCCUAGGAGCCAGAUUUAGACGGGGGCAAGUAUUGACACUAGGAGCAAGAUCUAGACGAGGCAAGUAUUGACCCAAGGAGCCAGUUUUACACGAGGCAAUUAUUGACCCUUGGAGCCAGAUUUAGACGGGGCAAGUAUUGAUCCUAGGAGCCAGAUUUAGACGAGGUAAUUAUUGACCCAAGGGACCAGAUUUAGACGGGGCAAGUAUUGACCCUAGGAGCAAUAUCUAAACGAGGCAAGUAUGGACCUUUCCGGUGUUUACAGUUUUAUGUAAAUUGGCUUACUUGUUAUCCAAUCGCUUUACUUGAGAUAAUACAUAGUCACUGGUUGACCUGGUUUGCACAAAAACACGUGGUUAUGUUUGUGAUACUGUUUGUGAGCAGUUUACCUAGCAAUGAAUGAAAAAGGUUUGGCU